ACGCAGCCUCUCCCACCCUCUGCCGUUCCCACUCCCCCUGGAUCUCUUUCUCUCUCCCUCUCUUCUAUUCUUGCUUUACCUAGCUUCUCUAUCUCGUGCUGUGCCUUGUCUACCCUUAAAACCCUCCUCUGCCCCCCGAGAGAAGCGCCCUGAUCUCCUGAACUUGCCAAUCGCAUUUUACAGACUCCCAUACAUCACACAGACCAGUAACUAUCACCAUGUCCCGCAAGAGAAAGCAAGACGAGGAGGAGGAGGAGGAGCUCGUCUCCCUCCCUGAAGACGAUGAUGGUGAGGAGGAGGAAGAGUACGUCUCCACCGCAGACGAAGAAGAGCAAAGCGAAGAAGAUGAGGACGCUGAGGAGGAGGAGGAGGAAGAUGAAGAAGACGACGAAGCUGAUGCAAAGGCCGAGCCUCCUGUGAAGAAGCGCAAGACGGCCGAGGCAGACACCAAAGAAACCAAUGGCGAUGCCGAGGAGGAGGAAGAAGAAGAGGAGGAGGAAGGCGACGAUGCCGCUGAAGCUGAAGGCGACGAGGAGGACGCCGAGGGCGACGAAGACACUGCUGAUGUCUCUGCCCCAGCCAAGGAGGGCGUCAAGCCUGCUGAGGCGCCUGCUGCUGCUGCUGCUACCGAGACCCCAGAGCCCAAAGCGGUUACAGCUGGUGGUGACGAGUAAUACCUACGAGGCGACUCGUUUAUCGUAUAGCAAUUCGUUCCCUUUACUCCAUAUAUCUUUCAACGCAUUGAAAUUAUCUCUGGAUAUUGUUGCUUGGAA
Messenger RNA from Fusarium oxysporum Fo47, 773 nucleotides. RefSeq lists its product as uncharacterized. The coding region runs from base 219 to 674 and encodes 151 amino acids. Lineage: Eukaryota; Fungi; Ascomycota; Sordariomycetes; Hypocreales; Nectriaceae. The record is from RefSeq and is a predicted model, not a curated record. The transcript has 3 exons.